Molecule: messenger RNA, 520 nt
Organism: Acaulospora morrowiae
Lineage: Eukaryota; Fungi; Glomeromycota; Glomeromycetes; Diversisporales; Acaulosporaceae
Source: the annotation of a GenBank genome assembly
AUGUCGUCUAGAUAUGGAGUCCCAGAGGACGUCCAAGAAUACUUCGACUCACCAGAAGAAGUGCGAUCAAGUGCUGGUAUUUCAACAAACACUGGAAUUCGUGCCACUCGUCCCGAGGUUACGCGAAUUCAACCGACCAAAGGUCAUAUGGCUAUUACCAGACUUUAUGAAUUAGGCCACUUGAAAUAUCUAAUUUCGCAGAACAUCGACGGAUUACAUGUUCGAAGCGGUAUUCUACUUACUGGAGGAAAUUUAAAAUUCGUGAAGCAUACGAUGUCCACACUCACCAAACUUCGCAUCGAUGCAAUUAUUGUGGCCGUAAGAAACUCGGAAUUUGUGAGAAACUCUUCAAAAAGCCUACAUACAUUCUCACUUAUGCGAUCUUCAUGUUGUGCUUGGCUCGUCUUUGACUUAAUAGUCAACUUGCAGAAGACAUCGUUAGAUAAAGGAUACGACCAAGUCAGAGAUCUUGAAUUAGAUAGAUCGUUUAACGAGAUGAUAAUAUUGCCAAAUGCGACUC